This is a messenger RNA of Trifolium pratense (red clover), 1696 nucleotides long. RefSeq names its product heme chaperone HemW. Lineage: Eukaryota; Viridiplantae; Streptophyta; Magnoliopsida; Fabales; Fabaceae. Bases 102 to 1544 code for a protein of 480 amino acids. Gene Ontology annotation, molecular function: coproporphyrinogen oxidase activity; 4 iron, 4 sulfur cluster binding. Gene Ontology annotation, cellular component: cytoplasm. The record is from RefSeq and is a predicted model, not a curated record. The transcript has 2 exons. Gene Ontology annotation, biological process: porphyrin-containing compound biosynthetic process.
GUGGGACUAGUAGAUUUAUAGAUAAAAAGAAACUGUUUCCUCUACAUUUUUCUCUGCAAACACAAUCCUCUCCACUUUCUACUACGGUUACGUGCUGCACAAUGCUGAAAUCAACAUUCACACCAAUUUACUGGCUGCUAGCGCCUAAGCCAAAACCACAAAAACUCUCACCAAACUUAAUCAAAAACACCUUUUCAAACAGCACACCACAUGUUCGACAAAAUUCCUCACUCAAACACAAUCCCACCAUUACCCCUACUUCAGCUUACAUUCACCUCCCUUUCUGUAGAAAACGUUGCUACUAUUGUGACUUUACCAUUGUCGCUCUCGGCUCUGCUUCAACCCAAACACACGACGACCCACGUGUCAUAAACUACAUACAAUUGCUCUGCAGAGAAAUAAACGCCACUAAAAUGGAAGAAAAACCCGCGCCUCUUCAAACAGUGUUUUUUGGAGGUGGGACACCCUCUUUGGUUCCUCCAAAUAUGGUUUCCGAUGUUUUGGAGACACUGAAGAUGAAAUUUGGGUUGAGUGAAAGUGCUGAAAUUUCAAUGGAAAUGGACCCGGGUACAUUUGAUUAUAAGAAGAUGCAAGAGAUGAUGUUGUUGGGAGUUAACAGAGUUUCUUUGGGAGUUCAAGCUUUUCAGGAGAAGCUGUUGAAGAGUUGUGGGAGGGCACAUGGUUUGGAAGAGGUUCAUGAGGCUAUUGAUAUUGUCAAAAAGUGCGGGGUUGAGAAUUGGAGCAUUGAUCUUAUAGCUUCACUACCUCAUCAGACUAGUGACAUGUGGGAGGAAAGUCUAAGACUCGCUAUUGAAGCACAACCAACACAUGUUUCUGUUUAUGAUUUGCAAAUCGAACAAGGCACAAAGUUUGGAAAGCUGUAUGCACCAGGGGAAUUUCCACUGCCUUCCGAGACACAGUCAGCUGAUUUUUAUAAGAUGGCUUCAAAAAUGCUUUGUGACGCAAAUUAUAACCAUUAUGAAAUCAGCAGUUACUGUAAGAAUGGUUAUGAGUGCAAACACAACUUUAUCUAUUGGAAGAACAAGCCUUUCUAUGCCUUUGGCCUCGGCUCUACUAGUUUUAUUGGUGGGUUGAGGUUUUCCAGACCCAAGAAGAUGAAUGAGUACACAAAAUUCGUGCAAAAUUUGGAAAAUGGAUUGAUAAAUAGCUCAUCCGAUGACAACAUUAAUUGCAAGGACACUGCCACAGAUGUUGUGAUGUUGUCCCUGAGAACUGCAAGAGGCCUAGACUUGAAGCGUUUCCAAGAAUCAUUUGGCAACUCUCUGGUUUUGUCUCUGCUUGAGGUUUACAAACCUUAUGUUGAGAGUGGACGUGUGAUUUUCUUGGAUGAGCAAAGGAGAACCAUUAGAAUAGAUGAAAUCAACAAUUCUCUUUUUUAUGAAACUAACUCAGAAAGGAGAGUGGCUUAUAUGAGGCUAAGUGAUCCAAAUGGUUUCCUUUUAUCAAAUGAAUUAAUAUCCCUUGCUUUUGGGGUUAUUGACUCUUGGAACGAUUAUCCUUCUGCACUCCAAGAAGCUACUUGAACAUAUGAUCAUCUAUAUGUUAAUACAACACACAAGACACAAGUUAUAGCUAAUGUUGUAAAGCAAUUAUUUUGUGCCUAUUUUUAUGAGAUGGGAUUGUUCUUCAAAAAUUUAUCUCUCUUUGUUUAUGGAUUUAAUUGUAUGCCUCUUGA